This is a messenger RNA of Acaulospora morrowiae, 884 nucleotides long. The record is from the annotation of a GenBank genome assembly. Lineage: Eukaryota; Fungi; Glomeromycota; Glomeromycetes; Diversisporales; Acaulosporaceae.
UUGAAAAGAAAACCAAGACGAAGGCAAACGAAGAUAAAAAAGAAAAAGCUGAAAACAAAACUAGGCCUGAAAUCAAUACUGAUGCAAUUAGGAGACUUAAUAUGAUGUUGGCAGAUAACCUCAAUUCCGAGGUAACUUCGAAGAAACGAAAGGCAGAAGAACCUGCCAUUGAGGAUAAGCAGUCUGGAAGUCAAGUCAAAGAUUCUGGUGUCUCAAAGGUUGAAAAUAAAAACCAAAAACAUAAGAAGAAAAAGUCAGAAUCGCAGCACUUGUCACAAUCGUCUAAUAAAAAUCCUGAAAAAACACAAAAUCUCGAUCAACCUAAUAGUAAAGAUAAAAACAGAAAAGAGAAGAAAGACUUUAAAUUGACACAGAGUCAGGAAAAAGAUUCAUCCGGCUCACAAGAAGAGAACAAAAACGCUUUUGACAUUGAUUCGACUUUUGAGGAUGAAGGAACUGUAGGUCUAGGCAUCUUCAAUAAAAGUUUGAAACGCAGGAAUGAACAGCAAGUUAUCGAAUCAGACUCAACAAAAGCUAGUAAGAAACAAAAAAAGGCAGCCUCAACACAGUCUGAAAAACAAAAAACUCCAACCGUUGAAACUUCAUCUGAAGAAGAAACGAAUUCGGCGAUUGAAGCUUCAUCUGAAAAACAAAAAAUACUGGACGUCGGAACUUCGUCUGAAAAGGUCAAUGGUAAGAAGAAAAAGAAUGAUGGUAAUUUCGAGUUUUCUGUAACUAAAAUUGUUAAGAAAAUCUUUAAAGAAGGAAAGCAUAAAGAGAUAACGCUUCAACAAUUGGAAAAAAAGGUUAUCAGGAAAUGCUUCGCUAAUCCAAAUAACACGUUAAACCUUAACGAACUGAAUCAGAAAUUUAAAGAGAACACA